Molecule: messenger RNA, 1877 nt
Organism: Salvelinus sp. IW2-2015
Lineage: Eukaryota; Metazoa; Chordata; Actinopteri; Salmoniformes; Salmonidae
Product: 55 kDa erythrocyte membrane protein-like
Cellular component (GO): plasma membrane; cell-cell junction
Molecular function (GO): signaling receptor binding
Source: RefSeq, a predicted model, not a curated record
CCUCAGCAGCACGUAAGAGCUCUACCACUGAGGAAGCUGCAUUGAGCCAGCCUCCUUUAGCCCUGGAAUGGUUUCUUGCUUUGUCAGCUGUGUCCUUGCAGCCUAUAAUGGAAUAAUGCUACCUCCGUCUUGAUCAAAACCACGGACUUUAACCUAGAACAGCAAUUMAUCAGAGCGCCAGGGUUCCUUAUCACUCAUUUCCCCUUGCCCUGCUACACCUAGGACCAGCCUAUUGCGGACCUUGAACAAGGGCGCAUCACGUUCACUUUUAUUUUUUUGCUAACCAGUUAAGAUGACUUUAAAAUCCAAUAAAAACGAACCUGCUGUCAUACUUGAGCGGGACUACAGCGCUCGAACAGCCCUCUCCGACCUGUACCUGGAGCAGCUCCUCCAAAAUAAACCAAUGCCGGAAAAGGGGCUUAUGCCAGCCUAUGAGACAAAGGGAGCUGAAGUAUACACCAACGGCAGUGCUGCUCACAUGAACGGAACUGAGCUAACCAGGAUGCGUGAGGUGGCAUUUGAAAAAAAUCCCUCAGAGCCCAUGGGGGUGACUCUAAAAUGUAAUGGAAAACAGAAGUGCACUGUGGCCAGAAUAUUACAUGGGGGCAUGAUACACAGACAAGGUUAUCUAAAUGAAGGGGAUGAAAUAGCAGAGAUCAAUGGAAAGAGUGUGGCCAACCAAUCUGUCGACCAGCUACAAAAGAUCCUGAAAGAUACCAACGGAGUAGUCACAAUGAAAAUCAUCCCCAACCAACCAAGGUGCUCUCCUGUGUGUGAGAUGUACAUGAGAGCUCAGGUUGACUACGACCCUGCCAAAGAUGACCUCAUCCCAUGCAAAGAGGCAGGGCUGAAGUUUAAAACGGGUGACAUCAUUCAUAUCAUUAACAAGCAGGACCCAAAUUGGUGGCAAGGCAGGGUGGACAGCUCUACCGCCGAUUUCGCUGGACUCAUCCCCUCCCCAGAACUUCAAGAAUGGCGGAUGGCAAGUAAAAGCAAGGCCACAGAGGGCACCCAAUCCUGCAGCCCCUUUGGAAAGAAGAAAAAGUGCAAAGACAAGUAUCUGGCCAAGCACAGCUCUAUCUUUGACCAAUUGGACGUGAUUUCCUAUGAAGAGGUUGUUCGGCUCCCUGCCUUCAGCAGAAAAACCUUGGUGCUUAUUGGUGCACCGGGUGUAGGAAGGAGCCAUAUCAAAAGCCUGUUGCUGACCAAAUACCCAGAGAAGUUUGCCUACCCAGCACCACACACCACCAGACCCCCACGUAAGGACGAGGAGAACGGGCAGGAGUACUACUUCAUCUCCAACGACGCCAUGACCAAGUGCAUCACUGGGAAUGAGCUGCUGGAGUAUGGCAGCUUCCAGGGGUUCAUGUUUGGAACCAAAAUAGAGACUAUCCAGAAGAUCCAUGAGCAAGGAAAAAUCGCUCUGCUGGAUGUUGAACCACAGACAUUGAAACUCUUGAGGACGGCAGACUUUGCACCUCUGGUGGUUUUCAUUGCACCCACCAACUCAGCUACUCAGUCAGAAGCGGUGCAGUUGAUCCAGAAGGAGUCAGACGCCAUCCUCUCCAGCUACAGCCACUUCUUUGAUGUGCAGCUGGUUAACAAUGAUAUUGAUGAGAGUGUGAAAGGAGUGGAGGAAGGGAUAGAGCAAGCCACCUCCACCCCACAAUGGGUGCCUGUUUCCUGGGUCUACUGACCUGUGUACCCCUGAAGAACCAUCAUAUAUUUAACAAAAGCUGGUGCAAUAUCACACCCCCACAAAACCUGGGCCAAUAUCCACAGUGCUGAUCUAAGAUAAGCUGCCUUUUAGAUCAUAAUGGGAAAAGAUUAUGGCAGACUAGUAACCGAAAAGUUGCAAGAUGAAAUCCCCGAGCUGA